Molecule: messenger RNA, 453 nt
Organism: Vicia faba (fava bean)
Lineage: Eukaryota; Viridiplantae; Streptophyta; Magnoliopsida; Fabales; Fabaceae
Source: the annotation of a GenBank genome assembly
AUGGAGCAUAUGGGUUUCAGUGGUGUUGAGGUAAGAGGCAUGCAGAGGAUACUGACGUUGUUUGCUGUUUGUUUGAGAAGCAACAAAAUCGAAAGCCGGAGGGAUGUGUUACACGGAGGAUCACGACAGGCCAGAAAUAGCGUGACGGGCUACGGCUGGUGGUUGGUUCGUCGGAGCAGAUACACAAUCGGAGGGUGUUUGUUGCGGAGAAUUAUCGACGGUGUUGAUGCGUUUCCGGCGAGUUGUGUGACGCUCUCUGUCGAUCAGAGGGGUGCGAGGUCGGAUCGCUUCUAUUCCUCUUUGUUCUUCUUUUCUUCUUUCGGUUGGAAUAGUACAAUACCUGCAUUGUCCAAUUUUACCUGCAGCAUAAUAAUCGAUACCCACAUAUCCACAGAAAAAAAGUUAUGGCUUACGGAGAUACGUAAGCGGUUGUUGGACUCGUCGGAGAAUUGA